AUGUGGAACCCUCCCCAAGAUUAUACCAACAGACCAGUAGCUAUCCUUGGCGGUGGUGUGUUGGGCAGACGUAUUGCUUGCUGCUGGGCUUCUGCUGGAUACAACAUUCAAAUCAGAGAUCCUUCUGAGAAGCAGCGUCAAGAUGCUGUUGAGUAUUUCAACGCCAACGUAGCAUCUUACGCCGAGAACACAGGGAAGGCUUUUGGUAGCAUUACUGUUCACGAGGACCUAGAGUCUGCUGUCAAAAACGCAUGGCUCGUGUUCGAAGCUGUUCCUGAGAAGCUUAACAUCAAGAUCGAGACAUUUGCUGAGCUCGAGAAACUGGCACCGAAAGACUGCAUACUCGCAUCCAACUCAUCGUCGUACAAGUCUAGUGAGAUGAUCGAGAAGAUCAGCGACGCAACAAAAGCACGCGUGCUUAACACCCACUACUUCAUGCCGCCUGGUAAUAUGAUGGUUGAGCUCAUGACGGACGGUUACACACACCCAGAAAUCUUUCCGUUCCUAGCAGCACGUCACAGGGACGCGGGACUUUUCCCCUUCGUCGCACGCAAAGAGUCAACUGGUUUCAUCUUCAAUCGUGUGUGGGCAGCUAUUAAGCGCGAGUUCCUCACCAUUCUGGCCGAGGAUGUGUCGACACCAGAAGAGUUGGAUCAGAUGUGGACUUUGUUCUGGGGCUCUAAACAAGCUCCUUGUCAGAUCAUGGACCAGGUCGGCCUCGAUACUGUCAAAUUCAUCGAAGAACAUUACGUCCACGAAAGAGGCCUUCCCAAAGAGAAAACAGUCGACUUCCUGGAGGAGAACUACAUCAAGCAAGGCAAACUUGGAAACAAAUGUCAGAAGGGUGGUUUGUACCCUCCGUCGACACCCGACACCUCGAAGAUCGUCCUUUGCGAGAUUGGCGUAUCGAAGUCGCUGAAAGGAAAGACAACCGUCAAAGAAAUCUUGGGCAACGGGCGCUUGUUCGAAGUCUCCAAAGACGGCAGCAAGCCUGCAACCCUUCUGCCGAAGGCUGGCCUUCCCGACGGUAUCGAAUACUGCAAAACCGACAAACGUCUGUAUGCCACCGACAUGGGCACAUUCGGUAACAACGACGGACGAGUGUUCUCCUGUGAACUUGAUGGUAGCGAUUUCAAGGAGAUCGUCCCGCCUGGCAGUGUACACACUCCAAAGCAGACGGUGAUUGACGAGGAAAAUGGAAAGAUUUACUUCUGCGACAGAGAAGGUCUUCGUGUUAUGUGUUGUGACCUUGAUGGUGGUAACCUGCAGACACUGGUUCAAAAUGGCGAUUGGCAAAAACCGGAAGAAACAGCAGACCAGACCAGGUGGUGUGUUGGUAUCACACUUGCUCCCAAGCUUGGCAAGUUGUUCUGGACUCAGAAGGGCUCGCCCAAGAGUGGAAAAGGUCGCAUCUUCAGCGUCAACAUCGACAUGCCCACUGGCCAGACGGCUACAACCAGGUCGGAUAUCGAGUGCGUGUUGGAUAAGCUGCCAGAGCCGAUCGACCUUGAAUUUGAUAGCAACACCAAUAUGCUCUAUUGGACUGAUCGCGGAGAAGUUCCAUUCGGUAACACCUUGAACAGAGCAGAGAUCGAUGCAAACGGCCAUGCACGUCCGAUGGCAUCUGGUCUGUUCCCCAAGCACGAGAUCAUCGCACAGAACUUUGAUGAGGCCAUCGGACUGAGAUUGGACAACGCAAACGGAAGUAUCUAUGUCUCCGACCUUGGUGGCACUUUGUGGAAGAUCCAGGGAGGUGUCAAGUCAAAGGUAUACGAGGACAAGACAAACGCCUUCACAGGAUUUGUGAUUGUACCAUAG
This is a messenger RNA of Aureobasidium melanogenum CBS 110374, 1818 nucleotides long. RefSeq lists its product as uncharacterized. Bases 1 to 1818 code for a protein of 605 amino acids. Lineage: Eukaryota; Fungi; Ascomycota; Dothideomycetes; Dothideales; Saccotheciaceae. The record is from RefSeq and is a predicted model, not a curated record. The transcript has 4 exons. Gene Ontology annotation, molecular function: oxidoreductase activity, acting on the CH-OH group of donors, NAD or NADP as acceptor; NAD+ binding. Gene Ontology annotation, biological process: fatty acid metabolic process.